AUGAACUCGGAAAGGAAAGUUAUUAGUCGGAGGGAGGAUGUGAUGGCGUUUCUCAGUGAGAAUCGGGUGGUCUUGGGGAUUCUGGUCCUGUCAGGAUCCCUUCCUUUAUCCGGAAUCAUCUCAGGAAUCUCCCCGAAAGAGGAACAGCCUCGGUUUCGUCUGAUGAGUUUCCCGUUCGGGCUGGCCCUCGUAUUGCUGGGCUUCCGCCUGGCGAUCUUCGCAUCCCCGACCGAAUUGAUGAUCGGGAUCGGCGACGUCUUCAGCUCCGGCUCCCUCCAGCAAUCCAUCGUGACCCUGCAGAUCUACACCCUCCAAGCCUCCAUAGUUUUCAAUGUGAUAUACGCCGGCUACCGCGGCAGGUGCCUCGCAGACCUCAUCCGACGGUUCCAGGCCGAUGCACCCGCCUCCCUCGGCCGGCGAAGGCACCUGCCCCUUUUAGCGUUCCUCCUCGCUGUCGUCAUCUACAUCACCUCGUACGCGCUGACCUUAACCAAUGUCAGCGUGUCGUGGGCGCUGGUCCGGUUCAACCUUGAGGCCCCGCCUUUCGUGGUGUACGAUAUCGUGUUUUUCGCCUGCUGUCUGCACAUUGGGAGAUGUUUGGAGGAGUUGAUCGGGCAGGUGCUGUCGGCAGCGCCCCAUUCCGGUCUGGUCAAGACACGAUACCUAAAGAUCCGAGCGGACGUGCGGGUGGCAUGUGACAUCUUCGGCCUCCCCCUCGCCAUCAGCCUUCUACAAGCCUUCUUCUUGACCUUCUCGGAGGUCUACCACGUCGUCUCGCUGCUCCGAUCCCACUUGAGGAAUAAGGCAGCUGGGAUUUUCUGCUCCUCUUUCGCCUCAUUUUUCUACGUCCUUCGCUUCCUCCUUCUAAUCAACGCCGCCCAGCACGUCCUGAAUCGGGGAGAGGAUCUCCGGGAAGAGGUGCUGAAAUUGGGAAGCAAAGAACAACGGGAAGGAAUGGAGGAUUGGGACAAACCAGAAGAAUGUGAGAACCGGGAAGAGUGGGAGAAGCAGGAGGUAUGUGAGAAGCAGGAUGCGCGGAAGGAGUGGGAGGCUCUGCGAGACUUCAUCGAUGCCAACCCAUUGAGAUUCCGAUUGUGCAGGGGACUGUUUCUCCUGGAUCGAUCUCUUCUUGUCUCGGUUCUGAACAGUAUGGUGACCUAUAUGGUGAUUUUGGUGCAAUUCGACAAGAUUCCCAAUGAGUAG
Messenger RNA from Darwinula stevensoni, 1203 nucleotides. Lineage: Eukaryota; Metazoa; Arthropoda; Ostracoda; Podocopida; Darwinulidae. The record is from the annotation of a GenBank genome assembly.